UUUGAGAAAAAGUGGACCUAAACAAAAAAAAAACUUAAACCAAAGCCGACGCCGACGAUCAAUUGACGACAAUAGCUCAUAGAUAUUGUUUCAAAAUCAGACGAGCUGAAAAUUAAUGUUAAUGAUUUAUAAUACAAAUAUUGACUGUAAUGUUGCCGCUUACACGCCUAUUUUGUUUUCCCAGAAUACACUUCUGUCUCACCUGUAUAACGACAAAUCGUUGCCUAGUAACAAUUCUCCCGCGUGGUUAUUGGUAAACGACAUUUUACAGUUUAUCUAAUUGACUAAGUCUGUAGAAAGGGAAAUAUGAGCAAUUCUUGUAUAUAUCAGCUAAGCUUUUUGCACACAGAAAAUAAUUUGCUAUCUAAUCGGUAGGGAACGACAAAAGAAGUGGUUUUGCUGUUAAAAGAAAAGAUUAGAUGAAAAUUUGAGGAAUAAAUACUGAAUCUUCUUUGUAGACUAAACCAGAAUCUAUAUAUGACAGGAUGGUGACAAGUGGUUAAAAUCUCCAACUCGUCGCCAUGACAACAGGAAUCUUUAGUUCUACAGUGGAAUAUGACAAUACAACAAUACCGGAAACAGAAGGACCAGAGGUCUGGUCAAUGCCUUUUGCUGCAACGAUUGUCACUGUCGUCUACUUAGCUCUCAACGCGAUAGUCGGGUUGUCGGCCAACUGUUUACUUAUCAUUAUCAUCAACCAUUCACCGACGCUGAAAACGCCGGCAAACAGUCAUUUGAUUAAUAUAUGUGCCAACAAUCUUGUUUUGUGUUUGUGCAUGGUGCUGUCUUUGCUGUCGAUAUUGUUGCCAUUGGAUUUAAGAAACAAGAUAAAUAUUCUUACAGGAUUUCACGUGUUUCUAAUAUCAAACUGUUUGUUUCAGUACUGGGGAACUUUUGCGUCAAUUGGAUACUACAGAUCGAAAAUUAUCAAAAGCCCUUCUAUGUCAAUCAGAAGGCGACGCCAGAUUAUUACACGGUGUCUCGCGACGUCAUGGGCAACGUCGUUACUGGUGAGUCUCAUGGUGUGUCUUUCUCACAUAGAACAUGACGUAUUUGCUUGUAUGACCCUGAACCCAUUUCAGAAUGAAUUCUUGAUAUGCGGAAACGAACGGAAGUAUUCCGCUCAAAGACUUGGUAUUGUUGUAAUAAGUAUACUAGUUUUCUUCAUCAUGUUGGUAAUAGUUGUGACGUCAUAUCAAAAAGUUUUUAAAGCGCUUAAUAAAGGAAACCCUUUCUGUAAAAACAGAAUAGCGCCUGUCUCAAGGUCAAUCAGUCUGCCGUCAGAAGUGACAGACGAUACCUCUGCUAAUCCCCAAUCAAAUCAAGUCUGUGGAAUACAAAAUGGACAGUCGGAUAAAGCUGUAUAUACAAUAUCAAGAAAGGAUAUAAAGACAGAAAGUGACAUUGUUGUACAUUACCAGCGAAAUGACAGUAUCACCAUGCUAACAUUUGAGGACAUAAUUGCCCUAGAAAACCCUAUUCUAGCAACGCACAUGCGCAGACAGAUACUUCAAAGACGCCCAUUGCAGUUGACGCGAAGCACAGCAAGUAACAAUUCAGUGAAAUCUAAAGGUCAAGAUUUCACUGACAUAUCUGCAAGUGCUGACUUACAAAGAUUUCAAAAUUUCAAGAAUAAUUCCGCUUUAAGGAACUACUUUCUUCGAAGAGAUCGUGCAGGCUUUAACAGUGCAACAAGGAACAGUCUAGUGAUGUUGGCGUCAUUUGUCGUCUGUUCCCUGCCAAUGUUCGUCUGCACAAUACCGCACGUGCUCUCUCAAACCAAAGAAAGCCAUAGGGUACUGAUUUUAUUAUUUACGAAACUGGCAUUCUAUCUGAAUGCUCCAAUCUACCCUCUCUGGUAUCUCGUACAAAAUAAGCGCGUUCGCAAAUGUUUAUUCAGAGUGUUCGAUUCCAUUUGUUUGAAAUUGGACAUGAGGCACUAGGGACAACGAACAUUCUUGUUUUUAUCAGUAUUUAAAUAUUAUAAGCAGCCAUUCAAGAUAAAGAAUUGCUGUGCCACACAUUGACGGCAUACAAAAUACGUCAUUAUGACAUGUUACAUGUAUGUAGAGCUUUUGUGAACGUAUCUAAAAUUUUGCCCUUAUUUUUCUACAUUAUUAUGAAAUAUGAUGAUGCUAUUUCAAAUUGUUAUUUCUUGUAUUGAAAAAAAAAUCGAAUAAAAACAUUUUACGCUGGCAUUCCAUAAUUGUAUGUAACUGUAACAUGUACAUGGUGUUAAAAUGUACAUUCUUAUUUUCCUGAGCCAAACGAAAUCAUCAUAAUUUCUGUUGAUUCCAAGCAGAAAUAUCAUUAAGAUUGAGUGUACGACUGGUUGCAGAUGAAGGAUUUUUAGCCAUACUUUUAUUUAAUCUUGUUCCAUAUACGGAAGAAUUCAAGCUGAUAGAAAAUGUCAAAAUGCCAUUGUAGUUGUAACGCAUAUUUUUCUAGUGUUAUUAGCUCUUAUAUCUCCAGUGUUACUAUUUCUUAUACCGUCAGUGUUAUUAGUUCUUAUAUCUAAAGGGUUUCAUAUCUACCGCCAAUGUUAUUAUUUUUUAUACCUUCAAAUUUAUCAUUUCUUAUACCGCCAAUGUUAUUAUUCUUAUAACUUAAAAUACUGUUGAAAGACGGCGUUAAACCCAAAACAAACAAACAAACAAAUAAACAAACAAAUCAUAGUCAUCGUUUCUUGUAUAGUCCGUCUUAUACCGCCAAUGUAACUAGUUCUUAUAACGCCAGAGUAAUCAUAGUGAUUUUAGUUCUUAUACCGUCAGUGUUUUUAGCUAGUGCUUAAGCAACUGGCUAUAGCUCUAAAUCAACUACCAAGCGUUUGAGUUGUCCUUCUAUGUCUAUGUGUCGCAUCACACAAAUAUUCUGGAUGUGUAAAAAAUAGUCCCCUAUUUAUUUUCUUUAUAAUCUUGGUAUUGUGUGAGUAUGUGAGCAAUUGAGAACUACUGCUUAUACAACAAAAACAAAAAACAAGCAGCUAAUUAUGAACUUUAUAUUCACAUUCGAAAUAUUCGGAAUCACUCCACUUUAGGGUUUAGGGUUAGGGUUUAGGGUUAAGGUUGAAAUUGGCCCCAUGCACCCUGGGGCAAACUUAGUUUUACAUGGAGUUGUAUAGGGAAAACUUAUAAAAUUCUGUCUUGAACCACAGUGCACAGAGCUUAGAUAUUUGGCAUGUACUGAUCAUGUAGCAUUGUCUAGUGGACCGAUAUAUGCACUCUUCAGGUGUAUCGGUGGAAAUAUCAUUCAAUAAGCACUGGCUAUCAGUCUUUUCAGGGCUUUGAUUUUCAUAUACUGUCAUACCGCAAAAAUGGAAUAUAUUUUACGACUGUUUAUAGCGUAUAAGCUUUCAUUUCAAAUGCCACACCUGUUCUUGUGUUUAUUGGACUCCGCGCAGUUCAAACACCUUUCAAAAUAGUACAGUUUUUUUUAUAGAAUGUUUAUUAAAACCCUGUACAUGUACAAAGACGGUAAGUCAAGCCUUUCUGUGAAAAUAGCAUCAGUGUUAGCACGUUUUCUGAUACACCGAUAAAAGUCAGACAGAUCAAUGCAGAUACCAUUUAUAGAACUUACUUUAUUGAAUUAUUUAGCUUAUUCUGGCAUUUUAGAAUGUAAUUUACAAUCUCUCUUUAACUUAUUUCUGGCAUUUUAGAAUAUAAUAUACAGUCUCACUGGACAAUCAUUUAAGAUUAAUAUGACGGUAAAAUAACACCAGUAAAAGCAACACCAAAGAAAGUGUUUCUAAAAAUAAUAUCACGACAAUAUUCAGUACAUACUCGAUUUUUCGGUCUUAGGAUUUCAGUAACAAUUUUUAGC
Molecule: messenger RNA, 3819 nt
Organism: Mercenaria mercenaria
Lineage: Eukaryota; Metazoa; Mollusca; Bivalvia; Venerida; Veneridae
Exons: 2
Coding region: 522-1943 (473 amino acids)
Biological process (GO): G protein-coupled receptor signaling pathway
Cellular component (GO): membrane
Molecular function (GO): G protein-coupled receptor activity
Source: RefSeq, a predicted model, not a curated record